Messenger RNA from Lutra lutra (Eurasian river otter), 396 nucleotides. Its product is annotated as protein S100-A10-like. The transcript is spliced from 2 exons. The coding region runs from base 1 to 396 and encodes 131 amino acids. The record is from RefSeq and is a predicted model, not a curated record. Gene Ontology annotation, cellular component: cytoplasm. Lineage: Eukaryota; Metazoa; Chordata; Mammalia; Carnivora; Mustelidae.
AUGACUGGUUCAGGAACUGGAAGACCUAAGCUAUUCAGGGUCCCCACCAUACCUCUGGCCACGGUUUCAAAAGACCUCACCAAAAUCCUAUCUCAAAUGGAACGUACCAUGGAAACCAUGAUGUGCAUGUUCCCCAGGUUUGCUGGGGAUAAAGGCUACUUAACAAAGGAGGACCUAAGAGUACUCACGGAAAAGCAGUUCCCUGGAUUUUUUGAAAAUCAAAAAGGCCCUCUGGCUGUGGACAAAAUAAUGAAGGACCUGAACCUAGACCUGGACCUAGACCAGUGCCGAGAUGGCAAAGUGGACUUUCAGAACUUCUUUUCGCUAACUGCUGGGCUCACCACCGCAUGCAAUGAGUAUUUUGUAGUAUACAUGACAUGGAAGAGAAAGAAGUAG